AUGGGAGGGGCGGUCCCCCGACAAAGAAGGAGCAGAUCCGAGUUCCCCAAAAGAAAGGAAGGAAGUGUGGCCCCAUUUGUGGCCGUUUCUCCUCAACAAUUUGGGCAGGUAAGGGCUCCUCCAAGUAUACAAUUUUCGCAUCCUAUAAACGGAAAAGGCCGCCUUGACCUUUUCCUUGGGCCAGAUAAAUGGCUUGGCCAAAUUAAUUCAAUGGACUAGAUCAGGCCGGAUAACACCGUUCCCCCAGGGACUGCCCGACUAAUGGGCAUAAAGAGGUGUCAACGGAAAGGAAAUGUAAAUGAAACAGCCCGAGGCAUGGCAUUCGGGUUUACUCGCCCCUUGGAGAGGAGAGUAACCGAUCAGUCAGUUUAUAGUUUUGUUCGGAGUCAGGUUAACACGUAGCAGAAGACAGGCCCUAAGGGUGACCAAUCCCACACGCGACUCCACCGUACUCUGUUUGAUUGCAUUCCGAAAGCAGAGAGAGGAGGGGGGUCUGCUCUCGACCUUUUCUCCCUAAAAACAUUCGAGAGAAAAUGGAAUCCGCCAGAGUCUGUUCUCUUCGAUUGCUUUAAAUUAAUUAUGGUAUCCGCAAACAGUGUUACUGUCAUUUCCGUUUCGACCCGACUUUUGUGCCGAUUACAAUUUACAAUCAUGUACCAUAAAAGUUGCUCAUAAUCCCCGAUCCAGACCAAUCACAUUCCCAGUGUUAUUAGGACUCGGUGAUUGGCAGCUGACCCCUCAGUCUCUGCGAUAAGAUGUAAUCAAGAAACAAAUGGGCGUCGAAUUAUUUCCGGUAGAUCUUGAUGGGGACGUAAUUGUCGAUGGCCCCGCAUGUCCGACUUGUCGCGUACGCAAUAUUUUAUAUCAAUAACCAUCUCGUUGCGCGAGAUUAAAAUUGUUCGGGGAAAGUUAAUCAAAAAUUAAUCCAACUAGGAAUUAUUAGCCAAAAAAUGAGGACAGCCAUAAAUUCGUACUUAGAUCCAUCGACAAAUAUUGUUUCCAUAUCUGGCCACCGUUUGAGAUUAUUUUCAAAAUAUAUAGAGUUACUAAAAUCACCGUAAUCCUGGACAUUUUGUUUGCCUUUCGCUUCCCAAGUCCAAUUAAAGAAUUACAGGCCAUCAAAGAGAAAGGCGGCUUGGCUAACAGGUAGUUCUCGAAUCAGAGCACAGUCCACUGAUGUAAUUAACUCCCGUUUCGGCGCGACUUCGGCUCGCUUUUAGGCAGAGGAUUAGCCGGAAAUUUGCAUGUAGCUUCUGAAUACCACAUGUUACAUUGUUUGGGGGAUUAGAGGGCCUGGAACAUAAGGUCUGGACAAUAGACUUGUAAUGGAUACCAACUUGGGUGGGAAGGGGGGAUGCUGGUCUCAACCCGACAGUUAAAAUAGGCGAACAAAGUAGAAAAAAUAAUAAUAUUACUCACAGAACCCAAACUUAGAGAAAUCCCACCUUAAGUUAAAGGUCAAAAAUUUGUGACUUCUGAAUUAUAUGAGAAACAAUGGCCUUUUCGGCCUGAAAAAAAGAGUUUGUUUAAUAAUUGGAUAAGGAGAGGUCAUGGAACUCGGUCAUUGCGCGAAAGCGCGGAUCAAGGGACACACCGGCAGGGCAUCGAAUAUCAAAAUUACAGAGGAAACGAAGCAAAACAAAAGGAGCGAGCUCUCGAUUAAUAAACAAAAAGAAAAACAACAAAUUAAUUACUGUAAUGCCCUUAAAAAGUUCAUCAUAGUUAAUUUGAAACUCGGUUGAUAAGUAAGGCAACAGUAAUCGAUAAGCGCUCUCAUCUUGGCCGGGAUUAAUUUCACGGCCAUGGAUGACUGACGCAUCAAAUGAACGGUGAAGAUUCCUGUCACGGCCCCAUGAACACGCUAGCCGGGGAGGGUGAUACAACCCGAACGGCCCGUUUGACUAAUUUGGCACGGCCAACCGGUCAUUUCGGGCCAAGAAGUCGAGUGGAAUCGGGACUGAUCAGCAAAGUUAGGGACUGGCAAACUAAAACAAUAACGCGUCGGCAGGCUUCACUUCACGCAUGGGACAAACCCGACAAAUGGGUUCGGCAAAGUCGGACUAGGAAGGGGCGGUCCCGGCCUUGGCCAUGCUUCAAUUGUCGCGAACAACCUCAUCAACAACUUCAUUCCACUUCCGGCCUCACUUGGCCACCUGUGUCCCCAAAAUCAGACCGGAAGCCGGCUUACCGUAGCCUCUGACUCCUGGCUUCAUCCAACUCCGAAUUUGGAGUUGGCUUGAGGAUUGGAGAGAGGACAAAACGAUGACUUUAGAGUGGGGGUACUCGGAUGGAGGCUACCAUACCUACUACUCGCAUAUUCCCGCUCUAUUAUGGAGGUUCGUUAGAGAGAAUCGGCAUCCAAAUCCAGUUAAAACAAAGCCCAUGGAUUACUGUACCGAAUCAAUUACGAAGGCCGUGUACAAACAGAGUAAUAAUCGGGGGAUCCAACAAAUUGGUGUCUCUCGCGAGGUCUCCAUCCAGAUUGACUGGAUCCCGCCCUCCCUCGUCUGGAUACGGUGA
This is a messenger RNA of Bursaphelenchus xylophilus (pine wood nematode), 2520 nucleotides long. NCBI's taxonomy places the organism in Eukaryota, Metazoa, Nematoda, Chromadorea, Rhabditida, Aphelenchoididae. The record is from the annotation of a GenBank genome assembly.